UGUGGCCACGGCAGGAAAGAAAGUUGUGAGGCUCCAUUACUUAAGUAAUUAAUAAAAGUACAACUGAGUCAACAGAGACAAAGUAAAGUGUUAAAAGUGUUAUUAAAUAUAAAUAUUUUAUUUGAUAAAACGCGCAAUUGAAAGAUGAAAGUGUUUUUGCUCUAAAUAUGCUGGGGAGACCUUGAUAUUGUGUUGUGCGAGUAAAACAAGGAAAACGCACUUUUGAUUAGCAAUUAACUUAGUUAAAAUAUAACGCAGCUUCUUCAAGUAUCCCGGCUGCAAUAUGGAAACGGAGUCCCUGAAUCGCAAGAACUCCUCACGCAAGAGCUCUGUUGUGAACGGCAACGGAGAUGCAACCACCAAGUUGACAAACGGCGAUGAGACAACAGCUGCUGAAGGCGGUGGCGGUGGUGGCGGCGAAGUGACACUAAAAGCCAAAAUGAGUUUAUUGAAUGGCUGCACCGUCAUUGUGGGCUCAAUCAUUGGCUCCGGCAUCUUCGUCUCGCCCACCGGCGUGUUGAUGUAUACGGGCAGCGUUAAUUUGGCAUUGAUUGUGUGGGUCAUAUCCGGACUCUUCUCGAUGGUGGGAGCCUACUGUUACGCCGAGCUGGGCACCAUGAUAACAAAAUCUGGAGCUGACUACGCGUAUAUUAUGGAAACUUUCGGACCAUUCAUGGCUUUCAUACGCUUGUGGAUCGAGUGUAUGAUUGUGCGACCCUGUUCGCAGGCCAUCGUGGCGCUAACGUUCAGCACCUACGUGCUGAAGCCCUUCUUUCCGGAGUGCACACCACCCGAGGAUGCGGCAAGGCUGCUCGCCGUUUGCUGCAUAUUGGUGCUAACAUUAAUCAAUUGCUGGGACGUUAAAUGGGCCACCGCUGUGCAGGAUAUAUUCACAUAUGCAAAACUGCUGGCCUUGUUUGUCAUCAUUGCGACGGGCAUGUACCAGCUGUAUAUGGGGAAUGUGAAGUACUUUACGUUCGACAAUAGCGAUACGCGCGUUACUUCCUUGGCAUUGUCCUUCUACUCGGGCCUGUUCGCCUACAACGGCUGGAAUUACUUGAACUUUAUCAUUGAGGAGCUGAAGGAUCCCGUCAAGAAUCUGCCACGCGCCAUUGCCAUCAGCUGCACACUUGUCACCGUCGUCUACGUCAUGGCCAACGUAUCCUUCUACACCAUCCUGUCGCCGGAAGAAGUUUUAGGUUCCUCUGCAGUGGCUGUGACCUACGCGGAGCGCGCGUUUGGCAUGCUGGCCUGGACCAUACCAGUUUUUGUGGCAUUGUCCACAUUCGGUGCCGUCAAUGGCAUUUUGCUCACCUCUUCGCGUCUGUUCUAUGCGGGCGCCAACGAGGGGCAGAUGCCAGAGAUCUUAACCAUGAUUCAAAUUCAACGCUUUACGCCCACGCCCGCUGUGCUGGCCAUGGCUCUGCUAUCCAUGCUGUAUCUUACGGUCUCCGACAUCUUUGCGCUUAUCAACUACGUGGGCUUUGCGACUUGGUUGAGCAUUGGCGUUGCGGUUCUCUGCCUGCCCUGGCUGCGCUGGGCUCAGCCCAACUUGCCACGCCCCAUUCGCGUGCCCCUGGUAUUCCCAAUUGUAUAUCUAAUUGCCACCGUCUUUGUCACUGUUGUGCCCAUGUAUGCCAGCCCCGUGGAGACAGGCUACGGCAUACUCAUGAUACUGUCGAGCAUACCCGUCUACUUGGUGUUCAUUGCCUGGAAGAGUAAGCCCAUAUGGUUCCAGAAGUCGAUGGGCGGACUUACACGAGCACUACAAAAACUGAUGAUGGUUGUGCGUCCCAAAGCGGCGUCAAAGUAAGCCUCACACACUUCCUGCAAAAGCUGCUCAUGGUACUCGGCAAGCAGACGAAACCAGCUCAGGUGUAGAGAUUAGUGCGUGUAUGAUGGGGAGAUGAUGGGGCAACAGCCAUUGUUGCCAGAGACUACUCUGAAAUUAUUAAGCAGAUGGAGACAUCACGUUAGCCAACAGCAAAUGAUAGCAUUUAAAAUAUAAAACUAUACAAAAUGUAUAACAAAAAUUUGGUAAAAAUCAAAAAAAAAAAAAAAGAAAAGAAAUGAAAUUACAAUAAUUUAGCUUUUGUGCAGCCAGGCAAUAACGCAAAUAAAUACACAAGAUUCCAAAGCUCGACGCGCUUUGAAAUACAAUUCUCAAUUUUAAAGCGCGCCCAGCUCCAACAACAUAACUACGAAUAGAUAUAUUUUUAUAUAUGUUUUAAGCUUACACCCUUAAGCCCCAUGCAACACGUUUCAUUGUCUCAGCACACAAAGCUUUGGUGCCAAUUGCAAGACUGUGAAAAAAACAACAAAUGCAAACUACAAGGGAACUCGAAAUGAUAAUUGCCCAAAGCUAAAUGUUGCUUGAAAGGAAAUAUAAAUUUACCGUUGGCUUUCAAAUUUAAGCAGGUACGAAAGAUAUAGCAUUGUUGCACACAUUUAUAUUAAUAUGAAUCUAUGUUUCCAUUCAUUCAUUCGCAUCAAUUAUUUUACAAGAGAAAAUGUUCAACUCGCAUUUAAUUAGUGUUUGUAAUUGGCAGCGCUUUUAAGAAUGUUGAUUAAAAUAGUUUAGAAAUUAGUUCGACAUGCUUCACAUACUCAGAAACAUUUUUGCAUUUUAAGUUUAAGUCUUAAGUAUUCUCUAAGUUCAAGUUUCGAAGGCUUUUUAUUAGAUCUGCCAACUGCCAACUUUAUGUAGUUUUCGAAACUAUAAGCAUCCAGAUGAAAUCCAGUUACCUUAUACCCUAACUACAAUAGAGUACAUCGCAAGUCGCACAUAUCCAAAACUGACAAAUUGUUCAAAACAUUGCCAAGAGACACGAAAACAAACAUAUUUAUCGAAAAUUGAAUUGUUAAUUGAAACUUAUUACGAUUUUCUGCAUGAAAUAAUUGUUUAAUUGUUGCUUUAAAUGUUUUUAGCACUAUGAAAUAGCAGAGUAUACCCCAUAUAUAAGCAGAUAUAUGUAUAUUAAAUAUCGAAUUAUGUAACUGUUACACAUUGUAUUUGGCAUAUUUAACUAUUUGUGUUAGCCCGAAGCCGCAGCUGGAGACGCUGCUCAACUACGAUUAUGGAACAUAUUGUUGACAAUAAUAUU
This is a messenger RNA of Drosophila hydei, 3104 nucleotides long. RefSeq names its product Y+L amino acid transporter 2. The coding region runs from base 284 to 1813 and encodes 509 amino acids. The record is from RefSeq and is a predicted model, not a curated record. Gene Ontology annotation, cellular component: membrane. The transcript is spliced from 10 exons. Gene Ontology annotation, biological process: amino acid transmembrane transport. NCBI's taxonomy places the organism in Eukaryota, Metazoa, Arthropoda, Insecta, Diptera, Drosophilidae. Gene Ontology annotation, molecular function: L-amino acid transmembrane transporter activity.